This is a messenger RNA of Paraglomus occultum, 309 nucleotides long. NCBI's taxonomy places the organism in Eukaryota, Fungi, Glomeromycota, Glomeromycetes, Paraglomerales, Paraglomeraceae. The record is from the annotation of a GenBank genome assembly.
AUGGAUAUAGAUAAAAACGCUGAUAUGCCCGACACUUCCUCAUUGGCUUCUAAGGGCAAGGUCAAGGAAGACGUUUCUUUGACUGCUAAUGCGUCAGUCAAGAAUCCAGAGACUGCAACUCCAGCAUCUACGACUACGCCCAAACCAAUAGUUCACUUAACAAAAAGAGAAGAAGAAUUUAUGCGAAAAGAUAAAAACUUGGCCGAGUUUUUGCCAAUGUUAGAUGAUCUCGAACCGCUUAUACCUGAUUCUGUAACAGACUAUUAUCUAGCGAGGUCAGGUUUUGCAGCUGAUGACAUCAGAAUGUAA